Aplysia californica (California sea hare) is the source of this 634-nucleotide messenger RNA. RefSeq lists its product as uncharacterized. NCBI's taxonomy places the organism in Eukaryota, Metazoa, Mollusca, Gastropoda, Aplysiida, Aplysiidae. The record is from RefSeq and is a predicted model, not a curated record.
ACUGAACUGAACGCCGAUUUGGACAUUAAUAUGACUAGACUAACGACAUAUGAGACAGUUGGAGUAUUAGAAGUGUACUGCUCCGACAGAAAGAUGUUGUAAUUGUCCAGCAAGACGAAGAAGAAGAAGAAGGGGGACAAGCCGAACCGGUGGAGGUGGAAGUGUACUGGCGCCAGCCCCCGACAGACUCUGAGCUGAACGUCACAGCAUUCGGGGUACAGUGGGGGCGGCUCUCGAGAGACAACGAGAACGGAACUUCGGGGAGUGCCCAGCUGCUGGACGGCAACUUUACCGUGACCAGUGGGGGAUGAUCGAAAGUCUGGUGCCAAGAAAGAUGGUUCAUUGAUCCUGUAGUGCAUUUUUUUCAAUGUGUAUUCAGCUUUUUUUUCUUUCUUUUUUAAAAGUAAAUGUGAAACAACCCCGUGAGUUUUAACUAACCCAUGGCUCAUAAUUUGUUUCGAAUAAAAUAAGAAAGAGUAAGUUUUAGUCAAAGAAAGUAUAUUUAAUUUUUUAAACAGUGAAAAUAAUCAUAUUCGGUCAAGCAUAUUAUUUUCUUUCGCUCUUUUGGACAAGCUGAAAAUUCUCCUCUCUGAUUUUGUGCAGGAUGUUGAAACAAUAAACCGUUUGGUGAACG